AUGGAUUCAGCGAAAUCACCAUCAGAAGAUAGUGUGCAAGAAUUCAAUUUAAAGGAAGACAACGAACUUCGUUUUGAAGUGGCAAAUAAAGGUGACGUUGUGUUAGAACUCAUUGAUGGACGUGCAGAAGUUUUUGGUACUGAACUUAUACAACAUAAAAAAUAUGUUUUCCCGCCAGGUUCAAGAGUAGCUGUCUUCACUUGGAAGAAAGCGAUUGUAGAGCUGGUUGGAAAAACAGAGAGUGCAUAUGUCGCUGAACAAACUCCGAUGGUAUUUUUCUUUCCUUAUACUGUUCAUUAUGAUGAAUUUCACUGUAGUUGGCAAAUUAUUUAUUUAAAUACUCAUGCGGCAUUGGAACAGUUACGUGAGCAUGCUGAGUCGGUAGUAGUACAACAAGAACAAGCACGUGGUCCUUCAUUGAUGAUAGUAGGCCCAACAGAUGUAGGCAAGACAACAGUGUGUCGUAUUUUAUGUAAUUAUGCAGUACGAGUGGGUAGAACACCAAUAUUCGUAGACCUGGAUGUUGGACAAGGAAGCAUUUCCGUACCUGGUACUGUAGGAGCUUUGUACAUUGAAAAGACUGCCGAUGUUGUUGAGGGCUUCGAUAAAAAAGCACCAUUAGUGUACCAUUUUGGAAGUCUUACGCCUUCUUCUAAUAUUCCUCUCUAUGAUUUGUUGGUGAAACAACUUUCGGAGGCAGUUGCGAAACGAAAAAAAACUAGCCAGGAUGCCACUUAUGGAGGGUUAAUAAUUAAUACUUGUGGAUGGGUUAAAGGAGAAGGAUAUGCAUGUUUGGUAAAUGCAGCUGAAGAAUUUGAAGUUGACGUUGUUAUUGUGUUAGAUCAUGAACGACUUUAUAAUGAAUUGCAGCGAGAUUUACCAUCUUUUGUUAAGAUUUUGCAUCAACCUAAAUCUGGUGGUGUGGAAAAUCGUUCAAAAGAGUUGAGAAUGUCUAAUCGGAAUUCUGUUAUGCACAAGUAUUUUUAUGGUACGCGCGCUUCGCCACUUUAUCCACACACAUUUGAAGUAUCAUUUGAUGAAAUUCAAAUAUGUAAAAUCGGAGGUGAACGUCUGCCAAUUGAAUGUUUGCCAUUUGGAAUGAAAAUAGAAGAUCAUCGAACAAAAGUGGUGUCAGUCGAACCGUGUGUGGACUUAAUCCAUCAUCUUUUAUCACUCUCCAUGUGCACGGUAGUUGAUCAAUCAGUAUUAACAACCAAUAUUAUGGGUUUUAUCUUAGUUACGAAUGUAGACAUGGAGAAAAGAAUGUUGACUGUUUUGAGUCCUCAAGCACAUCCACUUCCAUCAAAAGUUCUCAUUCUCAGCGAGGUCACUUUUAUUGAUGACAAAGAAAGAACAUGA
This is a messenger RNA of Thelazia callipaeda (thelaziosis nematode), 1359 nucleotides long. The record is from the annotation of a GenBank genome assembly. Lineage: Eukaryota; Metazoa; Nematoda; Chromadorea; Rhabditida; Thelaziidae.